Populus euphratica (Euphrates poplar) is the source of this 3444-nucleotide messenger RNA. Its product is annotated as pentatricopeptide repeat-containing protein At1g56690, mitochondrial-like. Gene Ontology annotation, biological process: RNA modification. Gene Ontology annotation, molecular function: protein binding; zinc ion binding; RNA binding. The record is from RefSeq and is a predicted model, not a curated record. Lineage: Eukaryota; Viridiplantae; Streptophyta; Magnoliopsida; Malpighiales; Salicaceae.
UCGGGUCGGAAGAAAUUGUCAGCAGUCAUAACCAUCACUUCGUCCUGUGGACCCCCAUGUUAUUUCGAAGCUUUUUGUCAAUUUUAAUCAUCAAAUUUAUCGACUUUCACUGUUUUUGGCAUCUGGGCACCAUCAAAAUCUAACCAUUUUUGCCAUCUGGGUACUUCCCUUCCUUGCUCUUCGAUGCUGUCCCGUUUGAUUCCAUAUAGAACUUAUUCUUCAACCUUUGCUGCAGUAUCUCAAAUUUCAUUUUCACGUCUUGGACAAAUACGCAUAGCUCGAAAGAUAUUUGAUGAUUUGCAAGACAAAACAGUUACUUCUUGGAAUGCAAUUAUGGCCGGUUACUUUCAAAACAAACGGCCGCGUGAAGCCCGGAAACUGUUUGAUAAAAUGCCUGAGACAAAUACGAUUUCAUGGAAUGGAUUGGUUUCUGGUUACGUUCAGAAUGGAAUGAUUUCUGAAGCGAGAAAAGUUUUUGAUAAAAUGCCUGAGAGGAAUGUGGUUUCGUGGACAGCGAUGAUUAGAGGUUACGUGCAAGAGGGAUUGAUAGAGGAGGCUGAAUUGUUGUUUUGGAGAAUGCCGGAAAGGAAUGUUGUUUCUUGGACUGUGAUAUUAGGUGGUUUGAUUGAAGAUGGCCGUGUCGAUGAGGCUAGACAACUUUUUGAUAUGAUGCCCGUGAAGGAUGUUGUUGCUAGCACUAAUAUGAUUGAUGGAUUGUGUUCAGAAGGAAGGUUGAUUGAAGCAAGAGAAAUUUUUGAUGAGAUGCCUCAAAGGAAUGUGGUUGCUUGGACUUCUAUGAUCAGCGGGUACGCAAUGAAUAGUAAGGUGGAUGUGGCUAGGAAGUUGUUUGAAGUGAUGCCGGAUAAGAAUGAGGUGAAAUGGACAGCGAUGUUGACGGGGUAUACGAGGAGUGGUAGGAUUAAUGAGGCUGCUGAGCUUUUUAAGGAAAUGCCUGUGAAACCGGUUGCUGCUUGUAAUGAGAUGAUUAUGGGGUUUGGGCUGGAUGGGGAGGUGGAGAAAGCGAGGUUGGUGUUUGAUCAAAUGAGGGAGAAGGAUGACGGGACAUGUAGCACGAUGAUUAAGAUUUAUGAGAGAAAAGGAUUUGAAUUUGAAGCACUUGCUUUAUUUAGUUUGAUGCAAAGAGAAGGGGUUAGGCCAAGUUUCCCGUCCGUCAUAAGUGUUCUUUCUGCUUGUGGUAGCUUGGCAAGUCUUGAUCAUGGUAGACAGGUUCAUUCACAGUUGGUAAGAUCCCACUUUGAUUUAGACAUAUACGUUUCUUCAGUUUUGAUCACGAUGUAUAUCAAGUGUGGUGAUCUUGUGACAGGAAAAAGGGUGUUUGAUAGGUUCUCUUCAAAGGAUAUUGUCAUGUGGAAUUCCAUUAAUUCUGGUUAUGCGCAGCAUGGUUUUGGAGAGAAAGCUUUAGAAGUUUUCCAUGACAUGUUCUCUUCAAGCAUUGCACCGGAUGAAAUUACCUUUAUUGGAGUUCUGUCAGCAUGUAGUUACACUGGGGAGGUUAAAGAAGGGCUUGAAAUUUUUGAGUCAAUGAAAUCUAAAUAUCAAGUGGAUCAAAAAACUGAACAUUAUGCUUGCAUGGUUGAUCUACUUGGCCGAGCAGGGAAGCUAAAUGAGGCAAUGAAUUUGAUUGAAAAUAUGCCUGUGGAAGCAGAUGCUAUUGUUUGGGGUGCUUUAUUAGGUGCAUGCAGAACCCAUAAGAAUUUGGAUUUGGCAGAAAUUGCAGCAAAGAAACUUCUACAGCUUGAACCUAACAAUGCUGGGCCUUACAUCCUUCUAUCAAACCUUUAUGCGUCCCAAACUAGGUGGAAAGAUGUUAUAGAAUUGAGAAAAACAAUGAGGGCGAGGAAUUUGAGAAAAUCGCCUGGUUGUAGUUGGAUUGAAGUGGACAAGAAAGUGCAAAUAUUCAGUGGGGGAGAUAGCACAAGCCAUCCUGAGCAUGAAAUGAUAUUGAAAAAGUUGGGAAAAUUAGGUGCUUUGUUAAGGGAAGCUGGAUAUUGUCCUGAUGGUAGCUUUGUGAUGCAUGAUGUUGAUGAAGAAGAGAAGGUGCACAGCUUACGGGAUCACAGUGAGAAAUUGGCUGUUGCAUAUGGACUUCUGAAAGUGCCAGAAGGAAUGCCUAUUCGAGUGAUGAAAAAUCUUCGAGUCUGUGGGGAUUGCCAUUCAACAAUUAAAUUAAUAGCUCAAGUAACUGGGAGACAAAUAAUUUUGAGGGAUACUAAUAGAUUCCAUCUCUUUAAGGAUGGCUUGUGUUCUUGCAGUGACUAAUGGUAAUUACAAGCACGUAAUUACUGGACGGAUGCAGCUUUGGCUGUGGCUUUUGAUGCCAAGAUCAAGAUGGCAACAUUUCUUAGGCUCGUCCAUAGAUUUUGGUGCCAAAAGAUGUGGUAUGGUGCAAUCCUGAAUUCAGAUGCUAAUGUCAACUAUAUUUCAUAUGAAUGCUGAUGAAUAAACCAGCAACAUCCUGACCGGAGCUCAUAAAAGCCAUAAUGAAGUCCAAAGACGUAGUCAUACAUACCAUUUUCUCCAGAAGAGCAGAAAAAAUUGAAGGAAAAACAAUUUCAGAAGCUUUACACUUUAAUUAUCAAAGUCACGGAUGUUGAUGCAUUGUUGCAUCCUUCAAAGCUUAGAGCAAAUCUCCACGUCCCCAGGCUUUGUGCUAGUGGAGGAACGAUGGAAUGCCUGUGCCUAUUUCCUCACAUUUGCAGUAUUCAGUACAUAAAGCACUGUCCUCCAAUCAGCUAAAUCAAUAAUUUAUCAAUGGAAGUUUGCAAGAAAUAGAGUGCGGACAAGCAACCGCAAAGGAUUGAAAAGCAGAUGCUCUACAGUUAGUUCUGGAGUAUGGCUUGUUGAGGGAGAAACUUCCAGCUUUUGUAGCAUGCUAAAUUCUUACAUUAACAUUCUAACUAAGAAAGGUGUCAUGUUUUACUUGGUUUAAGUAUUUUUUUUAUAUAAAAUGUUUAUUAUUCCAACCAAUUCAAGUGACGAGCUUCAAGUACUUCACAUGUCCACUAUCCCAUGUACCAACAUCUCCAGACACCUCUGCAGGUAAUAAACACACUUUGUCUCUAGAUCCAGGAGUAAAAUUUAUCUCAGGUGCUUGGGAUACAAACUAUUGUUGAUUGACUUUUAUAGGGAAUUAAGAGUUCAUAUAUCUGGUGUGAGUUUUGUAUGUCUUUUUUGUAACUUUGAAGUGGUUUUUGCUGCAAUAGCAUAAUUAAGUGACUUUUGCACUUGAGCCAGAAUAAUAGAAAUGCAUUGCACGCGAACAUAAUUUCACAGAAUAUGUCAAUGCUUGGAUGCUUGAUUGUUUAUCAGUAGUGUUAUCUGAGAUGAUGGCUAUAAAGUGGAAAUAAACCCUAAUCCAUCUUUUAAUAACUAGAUGACCUCGAAAAUGAAAGAUUCAUCAAUGUAAAAACAACAAUAUUACAA